This is a messenger RNA of Dermochelys coriacea (leatherback sea turtle), 1720 nucleotides long. RefSeq lists its product as uncharacterized. The coding region runs from base 867 to 1706 and encodes 279 amino acids. The record is from RefSeq and is a predicted model, not a curated record. The transcript is spliced from 3 exons. NCBI's taxonomy places the organism in Eukaryota, Metazoa, Chordata, Testudines, Dermochelyidae.
AUAGAAAGGGGAAUUGCUUUAAAUGCCGUCAAAAUCUCAGGUGGAAGUCCAGAAACUUGCUACGAUAUCCUCCUCGAAAGACUAGGAGAGUCUCCAUCAUUUUAAGUAGCAAAAAACUCUCCAGCUACAAACUGAGAGAUGUAAUGUUGGAUAAUUUUUUUUACCUAGUUAAGGAAAAAUGGGAUAAAAUCUCUGGUUUCAAGAGUGCAUCAGAACUAGAACUUUAUGAUCCUUGGGGCCAGUCUUAAGCAAACCCAACAAGUUGUGCUCCCCCCCCCCCGCCCCCGUCCUCUGAGUCAGUGACUCACAAGUUGACCUGAGUGGAACAUGCAUAGAAGACAACUUGCUUCUUGAUUUCUCUUCCCCUCGCCACAUCCUGGCACCUUGGGUCUGUAUUGGAAGAUCCCUCAGUGACAAAGUUAACUCAACAAACACAGCAUAUAGACACAUCCGACAGAUGUCCAUCUGAGACCUAGGAUAGCUAAUCCACAAAUAUAUCUGUCCAGAUAUCUACAUCGACACCCAUAAUAUAGCACCCAGGCUUGGAAUGCUCUCAGUGAAUCUUUCCAGGUGACCAUGCCUCCAGGCGAUCUCCAUACUGGACCUCAUCAGUGUUUGGGGGAAGGAGGCUGCGCUCCAGCUGUAGGCGCUACGAUACCUUCGGGCAAAUAUCAAGGGACAUGAUGGAAAGGGGCCAUGACCAGGAUACACUGUAGUGCAGGGUUAAAGUGAAGGAGCUGCGGAAUGCCUACCACAAAGCCCAUGAGACAAACAGCCGUUCCAGUGCUGCCCCUACGACCUGCUGUUUCUACAAAGAGCUGGACGUGAUACUUGGGGGCGACCCCACCUUCACUCCAAGUACCACCAUGGACACUUCAGAGCCCAGUUCAACAAGGCAGGAGGAGGAGGAGGAGCAAAGCGGGAGAGAGGGUGCUGAGAUGGAGGAAGACAUCCCGGAAUCCCUAGAUGAAUGCAGCCAGGAGCUGUUCUCAAGCCAGGAGGAAGGUAGCCAGUUGUGGCAGCCAGUGCUUGGGGAAGGACAAACAUCAGAGGAGGUUCCCGAUGCAACCUUGAGACAUCAGCCGUCCAUGUUAUCACCGGCCGAAAGAUUCCAAAGAAUCAGAAAGAGGCCACAUAGAAGCAAGGAACACAUGUUGCAUAAAGUAAUGCAGUAUUCAAGUAAUGAAAAUCUAAAGGUGCAGGAGUGGCAGGACAGUGAAAGGAGGAUCCACCGGCAGAACGAGGAGUACCGGCACAAAUGCGCAGUGCUCUGGCAGCAAAGCAUGGAUCGGCUGAUAAGCAUAAUGGAGCACCAAGCGGAAUUGAUCCAGGCGCUUGUAGCCAUGCAGGUGGAACACUAUCGUGCCCAACCCCCCCUACAGCCCUUGUCCCAAAACUCUUUCCCUUGUGCUCCCAUGUCACCUCCAACCCACUUUCCCCAACAUCCAGGUUCUUACCACCACCAGCUGCCUCCAACUCCUGUAGCUUCACCACCCAGACUGAAGACUGUGACCCUUACCCUCUGCACUCAACCCCCAUCACCGUGCAGUGUAGCCAUCCUGAAGUGCAGCACUCAUUGCACAGCACUUCAGACAGGAAGGCUGAGUAUGGUAACAGGACAUAUGCAAAUCUGUGAUUGUACCAUUCCCCACCCCAGCUGCUUGCCCUUUCUGUUUCUCAAGCAGUUGUUUCUUUUCAAUAAAUGAAUUUUCUUUUCAGU